Molecule: messenger RNA, 306 nt
Organism: Monoraphidium neglectum
Lineage: Eukaryota; Viridiplantae; Chlorophyta; Chlorophyceae; Sphaeropleales; Selenastraceae
Exons: 3
Coding region: 1-306 (101 amino acids)
Source: RefSeq, a predicted model, not a curated record
AUGGGCCAGCCGUGCUUAAAGAUGGUCGACAACGCCGCAAAGCUAAACGCCAACAGCAUCAAGUUUGUGCCCACGGUGCACUACUACGGAUCUGACAGCAAGAUUGACCGCUUCUGCUACAGCUGCAUCAAGUAUGCGGUCGACACUUACAACGUCGAUGUGGCCAUCCUGGCGCACCUGGACAACAUGAAGGAGUACACCUGGCGCAACCUGCUGCAGGCAAGCCCUGGCGCGCCCCCGCAACGGCAGGCGGCAGCCCUGCCCGCCCCCCUGCUGCACGUUGCCGGCCGUGCUGUCCUUUUCUGA